This is a messenger RNA of Pezoporus flaviventris, 10123 nucleotides long. It is a transcript of the gene UNC79, whose product is annotated as unc-79 homolog, NALCN channel complex subunit. The transcript has 52 exons. Bases 1352 to 9280 code for a protein of 2642 amino acids. Lineage: Eukaryota; Metazoa; Chordata; Aves; Psittaciformes; Psittacidae. Gene Ontology annotation, molecular function: protein binding. The record is from RefSeq and is a predicted model, not a curated record.
CCAGGCAGUCUGUGACCAGUAGGUUGGAUUGAUCUUUGUCACAGUGACAUAAUACGAUCUGACACCUUGCAUGCUGUGACUUGCUGUCUCCUUCCUCCAGGUCACUGGGAAGGAUCCUUGUAUUUAUAUAUGCCUGUGCUGAACUGAUCUAAGGAAAAGGAUACUUUCCUUUUUUUUCCUUUAGGGUUUACUGCUUAUUUACAGGAUGAAUGAUGUUGCUAUUAAAAUAUUAUGUGGAUGCUAAUUUAUUGCUGUAGGGAUACAUUUCUGGCCUCAUAAAUAGAGACACAAUGUUCUGACUGUGCAGCAGCUCUGAAGUACGUGGUGUUCGGAUAUGUACUGUUCUGUUCUUUCUGCCUUCCUCACCCCCCUCCUGAGUUCUGUAAUUAUUUCUUCCUUCUUGUGAUAUUUAUACAUUAAUUAUGCCUCUUUGACACUAGCAUGUGGAAGAAUUUCUGACACCUUUUGUCCCAACACUGCUUUUGGUAUUUUCUUUCUUUUCUAUUCUGCCUUCUCUUUUCCUCCAUUCCCAAUGUUUUUGGUCUGCUCCGUUGGAGCUUCUCUUUCAUAUUUUAUCUUUGGCUGUUUUUUCUUUUCAUCCCCUUGUACUGUUCAAGACAGUGCAGCUUGGCCUACUGUGUCCCCGCUGCUCUCUAUUUUAAGACUUAUUUGGGGUCUGGGUUCCAGAUCUUUCAAACUCCUAAUGUUCCUUUUCAUGAUGCUCCAGGUAGAGUAUUUGGUUAAUGGACAUAUCCUGUGUGUUAUAACUUACUGAAUGCAUUUUGUUUACCAAGGCUGUUCCCCUGUCUGAUUCUUACAUCAUUGCCAAAUGUCUUUGUCUCUACAUAACUUCAAGAUUGCCUUACCUGCAAUUCUUUACAAAUGGUGAUGGAUUCCUACACAGAUUAUGUUGAUAUGCAUACAUCACUACCAGGCAAACCUUCAAAUCCCAGCUGUUGCUGUUGUUGCUUCUGCCCUCAUUGACUGACAGGCAAGAACCAGAAUGUUUUGGGAAGAAGACAAGUCACAAGUCAUAAUGAAUCUCAGUUUACCAAGAGCAGCAGCAAAACACUACGAAUGAGGAAACAGACUGAUCAGGACAGAAGAGGUGCUGGUCUAAACGUGAAUCUUUGGCCACCCCACAGCUCUUUGGCAGGUUGUAUGAACAACAGUUGCUUCCAAAAUUCGAUACCUUCAGGAAUACCACAACCGGGUCCUCCACAACAUUUACCCUGUGCCCUCUGGAACUGACAUUGCAAAUACUCUGAAAUACUUUUCUCAGACGUUAUUGAGCAUUUUGUCCCGCACAGGGAAGAAGGAGAAUCAAGAUGCCUCCAAUUUGACAGUGCCCAUGACCAUGUGUCUUUUUCCUGUGCCAUUCCCACUCACCCCAUCUCUAAGACCACAGGUCAGUUCCAUCAACCCUACUGUUACUCGCUCCCUCCUUUACAGCGUCCUGCGAGAUGCUCCAUCUGAACGUGGCCAGCAAAGUCGUGAUGCUCAGUUAUCAGACUACCCAUCUUUGGACUAUCAAGGACUUUACGUGACACUGGUGACACUGCUGGAUCUAGUUCCCUUGCUACAACAUGGUCAACAUGAUCUUGGGCAGUCAAUUUUUUACACUACUACGUGCUUACUUCCUUUUCUCAAUGAUGAUAUUUUGAGUACUUUACCCUAUACAAUGAUUUCAACACUAGCUACCUUUCCUCCAUUUCUGCACAAGGAUAUUAUAGAGUAUCUCAGCACAUCUUUUCUGCCUAUGGCUAUAUUGGGAUCCUCAAAAAGAGAAGGUGUUCCAGCACAUGUCAAUCUGUCUGCAUCAUCAAUGCUAAUGAUUGCAAUGCAGUACACAUCAAACCCGGUGUAUCACUGCCAGUUAUUGGAAUGCCUCAUGAAAUAUAAGCAAGAAGUGUGGAAAGAUUUGUUAUAUGUUAUAGCUUAUGGACCGUCUCAAGUUAAACCUCCAGCAGUACAAAUGUUAUUUCACUAUUGGCCCAAUUUAAAACCUCCUGGGGCAAUCAGUGAGUACAGAGGACUGCAGUACACAGCCUGGAAUCCUAUUCAUUGCCAGCACAUUGAGUGCCAUAAUGCAAUUAACAAACCAGCUGUGAAGAUGUGCAUUGAUCCAUCCUUGUCUGUGGCUUUGGGGGAUAAGCCACCUCCCCUAUAUCUUUGUGAAGAAUGCAGCCAGAGAAUUGCAGGGGAUCACAGUGAAUGGUUGAUUGACGUUCUUCUACCACAAGCUGAAAUUUCUGCUAUAUGUCAGAAGAAGAACUGUAGUUCACAUGUCAGAAGAGCUGUUGUCACAUGCUUCUCAGCGGGCUGCUGUGGCCGCCAUGGCAACAGGCCAGUGCGCUAUUGCAAAAGAUGCCAUUCGAAUCAUCAUAGCAGUGAAGUUGGGGCAGCUGCAGAAACCCAUCUUUAUCAGACCUCACCACCCCCUAUCAAUACCCGGGAGUGUGGGGCAGAGGAGCUUGUGUGUACUGUGGAAGCCGUGAUCAGCUUGCUGAAGGAAGCAGAGUUUCAUGCUGAGCAGAGGGAGCAUGAACUCAACCGCAGGAGACAGAUGGGCCUCUCCUCUUCCCAUCAUUCCCUGGACAACACAGACUUUGAUAAUAAAGAUGAUGACAAGCAUGAUCAACGCCUCCUGAGCCAGUUUGGAAUCUGGUUCUUGGUGAGCCUUUGCACUCCCAGUGAGAAUACACCCACAGAGAGUUUAGCAAGGCUGGUUAGCAUGGUGUUCCAGUGGUUUCACUCUACAGCUUACAUGAUGGAUGAUGAAGUUGGUAGCCUGGUUGAAAAGCUCAAACCCCAGUUUGUUACUAAGUGGUUGAAGACUGUUUGUGAUGUCCGGUUUGAUGUCAUGGUUAUGUGCCUCCUUCCUAAACCAAUGGAGUUUGCCAGGGUUGGUGGAUACUGGGACAAAUCGUGUAGUGCUGUGACCCAAUUAAAAGAAGGACUAAAUCGAAUCCUUUGCUUGAUUCCAUACAAUGUGAUAAACCAGCCGGUGUGGGAAUGUAUCAUGCCAGAGUGGUUGGAAGCUAUAAGGAUGGAAGUGCCUGAUAAUCAACUGAAAGAGUUCCGGGAAGUGUUGAGCAAAAUGUUUGACACUGAACUUUGCCCUCUCCCAUUCUCCAUGGAGGAGAUGUUCGGCUUCAUUAGCUGUCGAUUCACAGGGUAUCCAUCCUCUGUGCAAGAGCAAGCAUUGCUUUGGCUGCAUGUGUUAUCUGAACUAGACAUUGUUGUUCCUCUUCAGUUACUAAUCAGCAUGUUUUCUGAUGGAGUUAAUUCUGUAAAAGAGUUAGCAAAUCAAAGAAAAUCCAGAGUUAGUGAACUGGUGGGAAGCAUUGCAGCUCGGAGGGUAAGCAUUGCUUCUGACCCUGGGCGCAGAGUUCAGCACACCAUGCUGAGUCCUUUCCCAAGCCCUUUCCAGAGCCCAUUUCGGAGUCCAGUACAUAGUCCUUUUCACAGCCCUUUCAAGAACUUUGGACACCCCAGUGGAAAGACAAUUGAUUUUGACUGUGAAGAUGAUGAAAUGAAUCUUAAUUGCUUCAUUCUGAUGUUUGACCUCAUCUUGAAGCAGAUGGAACUCCAGGAUGAUGGUGUCACUUUGGGCUUAGAGAGCAGCAUUUCAAAAGAUAUAAUAUCCAUCAUAAACAAUGUGUUCCAGGCACCCUGGGGUGGUUCUCACACCUGUCAGAAAGAUGAAAAAGCAGUUGAAUGUGGUCUGUGUCAGUCCAGUGUUCUCUGUUACCAGCUGGGUUUUGAGCUGCUGGAACAACUUGCUCCAAAAGAAGAAAUCAGGCUUGUGGAGCCCACAGAUAACCUCGAGGAUAGUCUUCUGUAUACUAGACCUGAGUUUAUUAUAGGAACUGAAGGAGAAGAGGAGGAUAAAUCAGCACCAAAACAUGGAGAAAACCCAGGAAAUCACACAGAGACAGCAGAAAAUGCUGCGAUAAAAAAUGACACAGAAAGAAAAUUUUGUUAUCAGCAACUUCCAGUUACCUUGAAGCUCAUAUAUACAAUAUUACAGGAAAUGUCAAGGUUUGAAGAACCAGACAUUCUUUUUAAUAUGCUGAACUGUCUGAAGAUCCUGUGUCUUCAUGGGGAAUGCCUGUAUAUAGCAAGAAAGGACCAUCCACAAUUUCUUGCAUAUAUUCAAGAUCGCAUGCUGAUUGCAAGCUUAUGGGGAGUUGUGAAGUCUGAGUUCUCUCAGCUUUCUUCCUUGGCAGUCCCCCUUCUUCUCCAUGCACUUUCACUUCCCCAUGGAGCUGACAUUUUCUGGACAAUCAUAAACAGCAAUUUCAACAGCAAAGAUUGGAAGAUGAGAUUUGAAGCAGUGGAGAAGGUGGCUGUGUUGUGCAGAUUUUUGGAUAUUCACUCCGUGACAAAAAACCACCUACUGAAGUACUCUUUGGCUCAUGCAUUCUGCUGUUUCCUGACUGCUGUAGAAGAUGUCAACCCAGCAGUAGCUACAAGAGCUGGGCUGUUACUUGACACUAUAAAGAGGCCAGCUUUACAGGGUCUUUGCCUCUGCCUUGAUUUCCAGUUUGACACAGUUGUCAAAGACAGGCCCACGAUUCUUAGUAAGCUUUUGCUACUUCAUUUUCUAAAAGCAGAUAUUCCAGCUUUGAGCUGGGAGUUCUUUGUGAAUCGCUUUGAGACCUUGUCUCUGGAAGCACAGCUUCAUCUGGACUGCAACAAAGAAUUCCCUUUCCCAACAACUAUCACUGCUGUCCGGACAAAUGUCGCCAACCUCAGUGAUGCAGCAAUGUGGAAGAUCAAGAGGGCUCGUUUCGCACGUAAUCGUCAGAAGAGUGUGCGUUCCCUGAGGGACAGUGUGAAGGGACCAGUGGAGUCAAAGAGAGCGCUUUCCCUUCCAGAAACCUUAACCACCAAAAUUCCUUUGAGCUUGACCAGACAUGAGCAGUCUGCUCCAGCACUUGGAGGAACACCAGAGCAAACACCAGGACAGCCCUCCCCAGAAAAUGAUAACACAAUAAAAGACCUGCUGCCAGAGGAUGCUGGGAUUGAUCACCAAACAGUACACCAGCUCAUUACUGUGCUAAUGAAGUUCAUGGCAAAGGAUGAGAGCAGUGCUGAGUCGGACAUCAGCAGUGCUAAAGCUUUCAACACAGUCAAGCGCCAUCUGUACGUGCUGCUUGGUUAUGAUCAGCAGGAAGGAUGCUUCAUGAUUGCACCACAAAAAAUGCGUGUUUCAACAUGCUUUAAUGCCUUUAUUGCAGGAAUAGCACAAGUGAUGGACUAUAACAUCAACCUGGGAAAACACCUUCUUCCCUUGGUGGUGCAGGUGUUGAAAUAUUGCACUUGCCCUCAGCUAAGGCAUUACUUUCAGCAGCCUCCUCGCUGCUCCCUCUGGUCCCUCAAACCUCACAUUCGGCAGAUGUGGUUAAAGGCUCUGCUUGUCAUUCUCUACAAGUACCCCUACAGAGACUGUGAAAUCAGCAAGAUUGUACUUCACCUAAUCCACAUCACAGUCAAUACCCUCAAUGCUCAAUAUCACAGCUGCAAGCCCCAUGCAACUGGUGGUCCUUUGUAUAGUGACAACAGUAACAUAAGCCGAUACAGUGAAAAGGAGAAAGCAGAGGAAGACAGUGUUUUUGAUGAAUCUGAUAUUCAUGAUACACCAACUGGACCUUGCAAUAAAGAAUCUCAAACUUUCUUUGCAAGACUGAAAAGAAUUGGUGGCAGCAAAAUGGUGAAAUAUCAACCAGUUGAGAUGAAUGCUCAGAGAAGUGAAAUAGAGCUGGCUGAAUAUAGAGAGACGGGGGCCUUACAAGACAGUAUUCUACGCUGUGUGAGAGAAGAAAGCAUUCAGAAAAAAAAACUGCGCUCUCUAAAACAAAAAUCUCUUGAUAUAGGGAAUGCAGACUCCCUGUUGUUUUCAUUAGAUGAACAUCGCAGGAAGUCCUGCAUAGACCGGUGUGACUUAGAAAAACCUCCUGUCCCUGCUGCUUACGCCAUACACCGGCAGAGUGAUUAUGGACGAUCUGGACAGAAUUCUUCUACUAAACCUGAAAAUAUAGAAACACAAGAAAAUCUUCCUCGCACGGAGAGUUUCCAGGAAACAAGACGACCUGUCAUACCAGAAGUUAGGCUAAACUGUAUGGAAACCUACGAAGUGAAAGUGGACUCUCCGGUUAAAUCUGGUAGUCCUAAGGAAGAUUUAGAUCUGAUAGAUUUGUCCUCUGACUCAGCAUCGGGUCCUGAAAAGCAUUCAGUACUCUCCACUUCAGACAGUGACUCUUUAGUCUUUGAACCACUUCCUCCCCUUAGAAUAGUGGAGAGUGAUGAAGAAGAAGAAACAACAAACCAGCUGAAUGAUGAGGUCUCUGGGAAAACUACUGCAUCAUUUCCCUCAACUCCUAUCAAUGUCUCUGCAUUCAGCCUCAGCACAACACCACUAGUCCAGUUCAGCAUUGAAGAUUGCUCCAAAGACUUUAGUUCUAAGGAUACAAGCAACAGUGCUUCAGCAGGAAUAGAGGACAUCCUUUCCAUUUCUCCCAAAGAUCAAAAGGACUCAUCAGAGUUAGUUAAGCCAGAAGAACUUCAGGAGAUGUCCUGUGGGAGCCCACUAACACUGAAACAGAAAAGAGACCUGCUGCAGAAGUCAUUUGCCCUUCCAGAAAUGUCCCUUGAUGAUAGCUCUGAGCUCAGCAUGGAGGAAAUUAGAUCUAGUGGAGCAAUUUCAAGCCCAAAUGUAAAGACAGUCCUUAUUAAAGUCCCCGAAGAUUCUGAAAACCAAACAGAAAGUGGUAAACUUGAUGCCAACGCAGAGUCUGACACUGAACAAAACAUGGAGCAGAAACAAGAAGAGGAGACAGAAGAGUCAGAAUUCAAGAUUCAGAUUGUCCCUCGCCAGAGGAAACAGAGGAAGAUUGCUGUGAGUGCAAUUCAGAGAGAAUACCUGGACAUUUCUUUCAACAUCCUUGACAAGCUGGGAGAGCAGAAGGAGGCAGAUCCUGCUGCCAAGACUCUUUCAACACUGGAAAUGCCAAGAGAGUCAUCAUCUGCACCAACCCUUGAAGCAGGAGUCCCGGAGACAAGUAGUCACUCCUCCAUAUCAACUCAAUUCAGACAAAUGAAAAGAGGCUCUUUGGGAGCUCUGACAAUGAACCAGCUAAUGAAGAGGCAGCUGGAACACCAGUCUAGUGCUCCCCACAAUAUCAGCACUUGGGAUACUGAGCAGAUACAGCAUGGAAAGCGGCUGUGCAAUGUCCCUGUUUGCCUAAACCCCGACUUGGAGGGACCGCCACUAAGACUCAGAGGUGCCACAAAAUCUAGCUUGCUGUCAGCACCCAGUAUAGUCAGUAUGUUUGUACCUGCACCAGAAGAAUUUGCUGAUGACCAGCCCAUUAUGAUGACUGACAAGUGUCAUGACUGUGGGGCUAUUCUUGAAGAAUAUGAUGAAGAAACGCUAGGCCUGGCCAUAGUUGUGCUCUCAACCUUCAUUCACCUUAGUCCAGACUUGGCUGCUCCUCUGCUGCUGGACAUCAUGCAGUCUGUAGGAAGGUUGGCAUCAAGUACCAGUUUUUCUAAUCAAGCAGAAAGUAUGAUGAUCCCUGGAAAUGCUGCAGGUGUGGCCAAGCAGUUCCUCCGUUGUGUGUUCCAUCAGCUGGCUCCCAAUGGUAUCUUCCCCCAGCUCUUCCAGAGCAAUAUUAAAGAUGGAAGUUUUUUACGGACCUUGGCCAUGUCUCUUAUGGACUUCAGUGAGCUGAGUUCCAUUGCUGCUCUGAGCCAGCUGUUAGAGGGUUUAAACAACAAAAAGAAUUUACCAGCAGGGGGUGCAAUGCUACGCUGUUUAGAAAAUAUCGCUACCUUCAUGGAAGCCUUGCCAAUGGAUUCACCCAGCAACCUCUGGACCACAAUUAGUAAUCAGUUUCAGACCUUCCUUACUAAACUCCCCUGUGUUUUGCCACUUAAGUGUUCUUUAGAUUCUAGUUUAAGAAUCAUGAUUUGCUUGGUAAAGAUACCUACCACUAGUGCCACCAGGAGUCUUCUGGAGCCUUUUUCAAAAUUACUAAGCUUUGUAAUUCAGAAUGCUGUCUUCACUCUGGCCUACCUGGUGGAACUGUGUGGGCUGUGCUACCGGGCCUUCACUAAGGAAAGGGAUAAAUUCUACUUGACACGCAGUGUCAUACUGGAGCUAUUGCAGGCACUCAAGUUAAAGUCACCAUUACCAGACAUGAAUCUGCUGCUGUUGGUGCAGUUUGUUUGUGCAGAUGCCGGAACAAAGCUAGCUGAGUCGACAAUCUUGCAUAAACAGAUGAUUGCUUCUAUGCCUGGAUGUGGAACAGCGGCAAUGGAAUGCAUGAGGCAAUAUAUUGGGGAAGUGCUGGAUUUCAUUGCAGAUAUGCAUACCUUAACCAAAUUAAAGAGCCACAUGAAGACUUGUUCACAGCCACUGCAUGAAGACACAUUUGGUGGACAUCUGAAAGUUGGUUUAGCUCAGAUUGCUGCUAUGGAAAUCACCCGGGGAAACCACAGAGACAACAAAGCUGUGAUCCGAUAUUUGCCUUGGCUUUACCAUCCUCCUUCUGCAAUGCAACAAGGGCCCAAAGAGUUCAUAGAAUGUGUAUCACACAUUCGUUUGCUGUCCUGGUUACUUCUGGGGUCUCUGACACACAAUGUUGUCUGUCCAAAUUCUCCAUCAUCUUGCAUGCCUAUUCCACUGGAUGCGGGUUCACAAAUUGCUGACCACCUUAUUGUCAUUCUGAUUGGGUUUCCAGAGCAAUCAAAGACAUCUGUUCUGCACAUGUGUUCCCUCUUCCAUGCAUUUAUAUUUGCUCAGCUCUGGACAGUGUAUUGUGAACAGACAGCAGUAGCGCCAACAGUCCAGAAUCAGAACGAAUUUAGCUUUACAGCAAUCCUUACAGCCCUGGAGUUCUGGAGCCGAGUGACACCUAGCAUCCUACAGCUAAUGGCACAUAACAAAGUGAUGGUGGAAAUGGUGUGCCUGCAUGUGAUCAGUUUAAUGGAGGCUUUACAGGAAUGCAACUCUACUAUCUUUGUAAAGCUCAUACCAAUGUGGCUGCCAAUGAUCCAGUCAAAUCUAAAGCAUUUAUCUGCUGGACUCCAGCUUCGGCUCCAAGCCAUCCAGAGCAAUGUCAACCAUCACAGCCUAAGGAUGUUACAGGGGUCAGGACAAAUGAACAAUAGCUCAUCUGUGCUCCGCAAGUGGCUACAGUGUACCCAAUUUAAAAUGGCUCAAGUAGAAAUUCAGUCGUCAGAAGCUGCAUCUCAGUUUUAUCCUUUAUGAUUCAUGUAAUUUGUUCCAAAUGUUCACUUUUAGCCAAGCAAUAACAGGGAUAGAGCUGUAAGAGACCAUUUGUAUAAAUCAGUAUACAGAGUAUAUACUGUAUCUAUACUUUUUAGCCUAGGACAUACUGUGGAAAAGCUUAUAAUGCGUGAAGCUAAGAGCCUGAUCCUGCCAAUCUUUGAUUUUACUCAGGAUCAAUAGGUUCUUAAGUCUGCAUUCAUGAACAUGUAUUUGCAGGAUUGGACUUAAGUCUAUCACAUUGAACAUAUCUGAUCAUUGAGAUAUCUUGUUUUGAGAUGUUUCUUUAUAUUAUUUUUGAAGCUAAGACAAAAAUCACUUUUCUUUAACUUUUUUUUAAAUAGAAUUGUGGGUAUUCACAAAGAUAUGGAAGUGCUCUGUUGCUAUUUUUUGAUGAUAAAAGAAAACGGGUUUUAGGAAUCUUUAUAGGAGGGUGUUUUUUUUUGGUGGGGGGCAGGGUCUUUUUUUUGUAGAUUCACAGCUGGCAAUGCAAUAAAACCUGUCACUAUAAAACCAUGAUCUUCUAAUGAGGCUUUUUGUCAUCAUCUUCUGGGAAAACAGCAGCUUGUGAGGAGAGUUAUUAUAAAGUGCACUUAGAAAUAAGGUUGUUAAACUGUGCUGAUUUGUUUGUCUUUUCUUCAGUACUGUUUUCCAAAACUGCCAAGUCUGAUUUGUUUUUUGAAAUACUGCUUUUACUUACUCCAUGGAUUCUGUGCUGCUCUUCUUCGUAGGUUUCAUAGAAGCCUCUAAUUUUGUGACUAAUGUAUUGUAUUCUUCUGUCAAUACUUGUGAACAGUGCAAUUAAAAAUGGAUAUCCCACACCUA